AUGAGCCACGCUCGAGGGUCUGCAGCGCCUUGGAACUACGUUUCCCGGCAUCCCCCGCGCGUAAGACGGAAACGAGGUGUGCUCCCCACUAGUAGUGAGAUGGCUGGUAUGCAGUUCCUGCCAUUUUCUAUCCUGCUUGGAGUUCUGGGGAUCCUCUGUGUGGGGCUCACAGGAUUCUGGGGCCGACACUGGCUUGGUGGCUUUGCCUGGGAUGGUUCUUCUGAAAUGUUCAACUGGCACCCGGUUCUUAUGGUGACAGGCAUGUUGGUUUUGUAUGGCACAGCGGCACUGGUGUAUCGUGUGCCUCUUUCCUGGGAGGGGCCCAAGCUCCCCUGGAAGCUGCUCCAUGCGACACUGACCUUGGCAGCGUUUAUCCUUGUCAUACUGGGGCUGGUUGCUGUCUUUGAGUUUCACAACAGAAAGAAGAUUCCCAACAUGUACUCACUCCACAGCUGGCUCGGGCUAACUGCUGUGGUGCUCUUCUCCUGCCAGUGGCUCAUGGGGUUUUCUUCUUUCCUGCUACCUUGGGCCCCCAUCUGGCUGCGAGCCCUCUACAAACCCAUCCAUGUCUUCUUUGGCUCUUCCAUCCUUUCUUUAGUUAUGGCAGCCUGUAUCUCUGGCAUCAAUGAGAAGCUGUUCUUCAGACUAACAAAUGCAACAACGCCAUAUUCGAAGCUCCCUGCAGAAGCCUGGUUUGCUAACAUCCUGGGGAUGCUUAUCCUGAUUUAUGGGCUCUUGGUGUUAUGGGCUCUUGCUUUGCCUGCGUGGAAGCGUCCAGAUGCAAAUUCAUAUGACAUCCAAGAGCCCUUGCUUCGGGAAGCCAGAUGA
Molecule: messenger RNA, 828 nt
Organism: Euleptes europaea (tarantolino)
Lineage: Eukaryota; Metazoa; Chordata; Lepidosauria; Squamata; Sphaerodactylidae
Product: lysosomal membrane ascorbate-dependent ferrireductase CYB561A3
Exons: 6
Coding region: 1-828 (275 amino acids)
Cellular component (GO): lysosomal membrane
Molecular function (GO): oxidoreductase activity
Source: RefSeq, a predicted model, not a curated record